AUACAUACAUAGACAAAAGAAGCACAGCCAGAGAGAGAGAGAGAAAGAAAGGCACACACGUAGAGAAUAUGCCAUUGCGAACCAAUGAGGAUUCAGCAUUUGAUAGACUCGCUCAGAGCCACUACUUUAGAUACGCGAACUCACACGUGUCAACCGUGCGACUCACUCCACCACUCGUGAACCACUCGCGUGACGUCACGUGCGAUCUUUCUCUAAACGCUCCGUCGCCGUUUUACUGAAACUUUGAAACUUCUUCUGUUCUUUCUAUCUUCGCUUUGAGUUGUUGCAUGCACAUCGUGUGUAACGUGAGCGAGUCCUCUGCGACGACGUCGUUUUGCUUGCACUGCUCGGUUUCAUGGUGCGGUUGUUGUGCUGAUCUUCUAAGUGAAAUCUUCUGAGGAUUAAUCUGCCAUGAGUGAAGUAAUUCAUGGUCUGGUGUUUGCUUCCGCGUUUCGCUUUUACAAUUUCUGUUCUGCGCAUGUAAGAAAUGUUUGACUGGAACGACGAAGAGCUUGCUAACAUAGUAUGGGGUGAGGCUGGUGAGAGUGAUGAUCAUAUUGUGCCUUAUCAGGAGGCAAGUGAAGAUCUUCAUGACAAGAAAGAAUGGAAUCAAAAAGCUUGUGCCACUAAAUUGAUCGAGCAGAGGAGAAUAGAGGCUAAAACUGAUUUUCAUCAAAGAAAGCUAGGAAGCAGUUCCAAACUUGAUAAUAUUGAAGGACAAUCUGCCUCAGAAUCUGGAACAAACUCAUGGCCUGACUUAUCUUUAUCUAGUGCUGCUAUAACUGAUCAGGGUUCCCUGGCUACUGAAGUAUCUAAAAAUUUAGAAGAAACUACACAUCUGGAAAAGGAUGUAGAAAUUUUUCAAAAUACAAAUGAAGUUAAAGAGCAAGGUGAUUUUGUCAACUAUGCCUGGGAUAACAUAGGAAGCUUUGAUGACCUUGAUCGAAUUUUCAGCAAUGAUGACCCUAUAUUUGGCCAUGUAAAUCUUGAGAAUUCUGAUGAGCUGUGGUCUUCCAAAGAUGUGAGUAACAGUGCAGUACCCAUACUCUUGGAAUCACCAAGUCCAGGAAGUGCUUUAAGGAACAGAUCUGAGCCUUUGGAAAUUAAAGCAGAAUAUGUUCAACAUAAUGGUCAAUCAUUUUCUCCCAGCUUUAAGAGUAUCAGUGAUUCUUCAUCUCAAGAUAUUCAAAAUGCUCAUGCAAACACAGUCAAUGUAGGAUAUGCUAGAGAUAGAAUUAUUCCUACUGAAAAGGUGCAGCAGGAUAUGGUAGGAAGGACCACUCAUGUGAUCUCAACUUUAGCUUCUGAAAAUGGUGCAACUGCAAAUGGAAUUGCUGAUAAGGGUUUUGGGCAAAAGAAUCAGUUGAAAGGUCGGAAAAAAUCCCAAGGAAAACAAGAGGGAAAAGUAAUGCAGGAGUUUUAUGGUAGUUGGUCUCCUUCAAUAACUGCAUCUGGAGAAUUUCAGAAUCAGUUGGGAUCUUCUGUUAUUCAGUCUUCUCCCUCUUCAAUUCUUGGGCAACAGAAGCAGAUUCAAGGACAUGCGACACUAUACCAGGACAUCACAAAUACAUAUGCGACAUCCCCUGCAUAUGGGAACCUUACUAAUGCAUAUCCUUCUAUCACAUUGCUACCACAAGCACAGUCUGGAGGUCUUAUGCGACAGCCUCUGCUUUCUGGGUAUGAAGUGUCUCUUGAUUUAAUGAAUCCUGUGAACAAGUCUGUGGAAUCAGUCAAGCCUCUCACUAUGACACCCCAGGAAAAAAUUGAAAAACUGAGGAGGCGGCAGCAAAUGCAAGCAAUGCUUGCUAUUCAGAAGCAACAGAAACAAUUGGGCCAUCAAGUUCCUGGUACUAAUAAAUCAAUGAAUAAAACAUGUGCCAUAGAAAUGCAAAGUCAACGUUGUGAUGGGGCUCAUCCUGAACAAGAUGAUUCUAAUAUAAUCUCUUUGCCAAUGGAUGAUCAUUUUGUUGAAGACACCACACUAUACAUGCUUCAGGAUAUUAUAUCAAAGUUAGAUGUCAAAAUUAGACUCUGCAUUAGAGAUAGCUUAUUCAGGUUGGCACAAAGUGCAAUGCAAAGGAAUUAUGCUAGUGAUACAAGCAGUACAAACAGUAGUAGCAGAGAAGAACUUGAAGCUGUUGCAAGAGAAGAAAGCAACAGCCAAAACAGAUAUGCUAGGAUUGCUGAUGUUGAAACCAAGACAAAUCCCAUUGAUCGAACUGUGGCUCAUUUGCUCUUCCAUAGGCCUUUGGAGUUAACUGGGAAUUAUCCUUGCAAACUAGAAUUGCCUAUUUCUGCUAAAAUGCAAUGUGAAAGCAACGCAGCUAACCUGGAGAACUUUCCUGUGGGAUGCUUACCAGAUGAGAAUUUAAAAAGUAAUCAACUCUCUUCCCAAGGGCUUAAGAAUUCUUGUGCUUUGUUUGAUGCCCAGCCCGAGGACCAAUUUAAAAACAGUGAUUGCAUUGAUACUUCAGAGAAUGCUUCUAACAAUGAGCCUGCUGUUGUUGGAGAUCAGGUGCUUGAAGCCUCUUAAUGAAGAAAAGUUCUCCAUGAAUCGGAGGCUGUCUAGAUCAUAAUCAACGCAACUGUUGAAGUCUAUUUCACAGAAUCCAGCACACAUUCUUCACCGUGCAUGUUAUCAAUAAUAUUUAUGUUUCGUCUGUUAAAACCUUCCCAGUAUGUAUCUCAGUCCUUGAACUUACUCGAAUGGGAGAUUACUGACUUAUUUUAGUCAUGACUGUGUUAGAUUUGUGCAGUACUAACGCCACUCAUGUCAAAUAGUCAAAUCUGGCCACACUGUUUUGGACCAAGCUUAAGUUGGUGUUGUAUUUUUAUUUAUGUAACUUCUUAGAGUUUUCCCGCAUCAUUAAUUAACGUAGUGACUGAGGUGGUUGAAGACCAAAAAGAGGAUUCUCCUUAUUAUUAGAUUCAAUUUCCUGAUCUCUCUAAAAAGGAAAAAGAAUUUCACGUUCUUCCUUUCAAUAAGAAAGAAUUUGCAAAAUCUUAUUGAU
This is a messenger RNA of Abrus precatorius (Indian licorice), 3011 nucleotides long. RefSeq names its product protein LNK2-like. The transcript has 9 exons. The record is from RefSeq and is a predicted model, not a curated record. Gene Ontology annotation, biological process: regulation of DNA-templated transcription; circadian rhythm. NCBI's taxonomy places the organism in Eukaryota, Viridiplantae, Streptophyta, Magnoliopsida, Fabales, Fabaceae. The coding region runs from base 488 to 2533 and encodes 681 amino acids.